Molecule: messenger RNA, 45390 nt
Organism: Closterium sp. NIES-65
Lineage: Eukaryota; Viridiplantae; Streptophyta; Zygnematophyceae; Desmidiales; Closteriaceae
Source: the annotation of a GenBank genome assembly
AUGACGCUGCGGGGCGACGGGCGGCGGCCCGACGAGAAGCUGCAGGGCGACGGGCGGCAGCCCGAAGAGAAGCUGCAGGGCGACGAGCGGCGGCCCGACGAGAAGCUGCAGGGCGACGGGCGGCGGCCCGACGAGGAGAAGAAAGGAGUGGCGUCACACCACAGAGGAGUGGCGCCCGAGUCACACCACAGAAGAGUGGCGCCCGAGUCACACCACAGAGGAGUGGCGCCCGAGUCACACCACAGAGGAGUGGCGCCCGAGUCACACCACAGAGGAGUGGCGCCCGAGUCACACCACAGAGGAGUGGCGCCCGAGUCACACCACAGAGGAGUGGCGUCCGAGUCACACCACAAAGGAGUGGCGCCCGACUCACACCACAGAGGAGUGGCGCCCGACUCACACCACAGAGGAGUGGCGCCCGACUCACACCACAGAGGAGUGGCGCCCGAGUCACACCACAGAGGAGUGGCGCCCGAGUCACACCACCGAGGAGUGGCGCCCGAGUCACACCACAGAGGAGUGGCGCCCGAGUCACACCACAGAGGAGUGGCGCCCGAGUCACACCACAGAGGAGUGGCGCCCGAGUCACACCACAGAGGAGUGGCGCCCGAGUCACACCACAGAGGAGUGGCGCCCGAGUCACACCACAGAGGAGUGGCGUCCGAGUCACAGCACAGAGGAGUGGCGCCCGAGUCACACCACAGAGGAGUGGCGCCCGAGUCACACCACAGAGGAGUGGCGCCCGAGUCACACCGCAGAGGAGUGGCGCCCGAGUCACACCGCAGAGGAGUGGCGCCCGAGUCACACCGCAGAGGAGUGGCGCCCGAGUCACACCACAGAGGAGUGGCGCCCGAGUCACACCACAGAGGAGUGGCGCCCGAGUCACACCACAGAGGAGUGGCGCCCGACUCACACCACAGAGGAGUGGCGCCCGACUCACACCACAGAGGAGUGGCGCCCGACUCACACCACAGAGGAGUGGCGCCCGAGUCACACCACAGAGGAGUGGCGCCCGAGUCACACCACCGAGGAGUGGCGCCCGAGUCACACCACCGAGGAGUGGCGCCCGAGUCACACCACAGAGGAGUGGCGCCCGACUCACACCACAAAGGAGUGGCGCCCGACUCACACCACAGAGGAGUGGCGCCCGACUCACACCACAGAGGAGUGGCGCCCGAGUCACACCACAGAGGAGUGGCGCCCGAGUCACACUACAGAGGAGUGGCGCCCGAGUCACACCACAGAGGAGUGGCGCCCGAGUCACACCACAGAGGAGUGGCGCCCGAGUCACACCACAGAGGAGUGACGCCCGACUCACACCACAGAGGAGUGGCGCCCGAGUCACACCACAGAGGAGUGGCGCCCGACUCACACCACAGAGGAGUGGCGCCCGAGUCACACCACAGAGGAGUGGCGCCCGACUCACACCACAGAGGAGUGGCGCCCGACUCACACCACAGAGGAGUGGCGCCCGAGUCACACCACAGAGGAGUGGCGCCUGACUCAAACCGCAGAGGAGUGACGCCCGAGUCACACCACAGAGGAGUGGCGCCCGAGUCACACCACAGAGGAGUGGCGCCCGACUCACACCACAGAGGAGUGGCGCCCGAGUCACACCACAGAGGAGUGGCUCCCGAGUCACACCACAGAGGAGUGGCGCCCGACUCACAACACAGAGGAGUGGCGCCCGAGUCACACCACAGAGGAGUGGCGCCCGAGUCACACCGCAGAGGAGUGGCGCCCGACUCACACCACAGAGGAGUGGCGCCCGAGUCACACCACAGAGGACUGGCGCCCGAGUCACACCACAGAGGAGUGGCGCCCGAGUCACACCACAGAGGAGUGGCGCCCGAGUCACACCACAGAGGAGUGGCGCCCAAGUCACACCACAGAGGAGUGGCGCCCGAGUCACACCACAGAGGAGUGGCGCCCGAGUCACACCACAGAGGAGUGGCGCCCGACUCACACCACAGAGGAGUGGCGCCCGACUCACACCACAGAGGAGUGGCGCCCGACUCACACCACAGAGGAGUGGCGCCCGAGUCACACCACAGAGGAGUGGCGCCCGACUCACACCACAGAGGAAUGGCGCCCGAGUCACACCACAGAGGAGUGGCGCCCGACUCACACCGCAGAGGAUCACACCGCAGAGGAGUGGCGCCCGAGUCACACCGCAGAGGAGUGGCGCCCGAGUCACACCACAGAGGAGUGGCGCCCGAGUCACACCACAGAGGAGUGGCGCCCGACUCACACCACAGAGGAGUGGCGCCCGACUCACACCACAGAGGAGUGGCGCCCGACUCACACCACAGAGGAGUGGCGCCCGAGUCACACCACAGAGGAGUGGCGCCCGAGUCACACCACCGAGGAGUGGCGCCCGAGUCACACCACCGAGGAGUGGCGCCCGAGUCACACCACAGAGGAGUGGCGCCCGACUCACACCACAGAGGAGUGGCGCCCGACUCACACCACAGAGGAGUGGCGCCCGACUCACACCACAGAGGAGUGGCGCCCGACUCACACCACAGAGGAGUGGCGCCCGAGUCACACCACAGAGGAGUGGCGCCCGACUCAAACCGCAGAGGAGUGACGCCCGAGUCACACCACAGAGGAGUGGCGCCCGAGUCACACCACAGAGGAGUGGCGCCCGACUCACACCACAGAGGAGUGGCGCCCGAGUCACACCACAGAGGAGUGGCUCCCGAGUCACACCACAGAGGAGUGGCGCCCGACUCACAACACAGAGGAGUGGCGCCCGAGUCACACCACAGAGGAGUGGCGCCCGAGUCACACCGCAGAGGAGUGGCGCCCGACUCACACCACAGAGGAGUGGCGCCCGAGUCACACCACAGAGGACUGGCGCCCGAGUCACACCACAGAGGAGUGGCGCCCGAGUCACACCACAGAGGAGUGGCGCCCGAGUCACACCACAGAGGAGUGGCGCCCAAGUCACACCACAGAGGAGUGGCGCCCGAGUCACACCACAGAGGAGUGGCGCCCGAGUCACACCACAGAGGAGUGGCGCCCGAGUCACACCACAGAGGAGUGGCGCCCAAGUCACACCACAGAGGAGUGGCACCCGAGUCACACCACAGAGGAGUGGCGCCCGACUCACACCACAGAGGAGUGGCGCCCAACUCACACCACAGAGGAUCACACCACAGAGGAGUGGCGCCCGACUCACACCACAGAGGAGUGGCGCCCGAGUCACACCACAGAGGAGUGGCGCCCGAGUCACACCACAGAGGAGUGGCGCCCGACUCACACCACAGAGGAGUGGCGCCCGAGUCACACCACAGAGGAGUGGCGCCCGACUCACACCACAGAGGAGUGGCGCCCGAGUCACACCACAGAGGAGUGGCGCCCGAGUCACACCACAGAGGAGUGACGCCCGACUCACACCACAGAGGAGUGGCGCCCGAGUCACACCACAGAGGAGUGGCGCCCGAGUCACACCACAGAGGAGUGGCGCCCGAGUCACACCACAGAGGAGUGGCGCCCGAGUCACACCACAGAGGAGUGGCGCCCGAGUCACACCACAGAGGAGUGACGCCCGAGUCACACCACAGAGGAGUGACGCCCGACUCACACCACAGAGGAGUGGCGCCCGAGUCACACCACAGAGGAGUGGCGCCCGAGUCACACCACAGAGGAGUGGCGCCCGAGUCACACCACAGAGGAGUGACGCCCGACUCACACCACAGAGGAGUGGCGCCCGAGUCACACCACAGAGGAGUGGCGCCCGAGUCACACCACAGAGGAGUGGCGCCCGAGUCACACCACAGAGGAGUGGCGCCCGAGUCACACCACAGAGGAGUGGCGCCCGACUCACACCACAGAGGAGUGGCGCCCGAGUCACACCACAGAGGAGUGGCGCCCGAGUCACACCACAGAGGAGUGGCGCCCGACUCACACCACAGAGGAGUGGCGCCCGAGUCACACCACAGAGGAGUGGCGCCCGAGUCACACCACAGAGGAGUGGCGCCCGAGUCACACCACAGAGGAGUGGCGCCCGACUCACACCACAGAGGAUCACACCACAGAGGAGUAGCGCCCGAGUCACACCACAGAGGAGUGGCGCCCGAGUCACACCACAGAGGAGUGGCGCCCGAGUCACACCACAGAGGAGUGGCGCCCGAGUCACACCACAGAGGAGUGACGCCCGACUCACACCACAGAGGAGUGGCGCCCGAGUCACACCACAGAGGAGUGGCGCCCGAGUCACACCACAGAGGAGUGGCGCCCGAGUCACACCACAGAGGAGUGGCGCCCGAGUCACACCACAGAGGAGUGACGCCCGAGUCACACCACAGAGGAGUGACGCCCGACUCACACCACAGAGGAGUGGCGCCCGAGUCACACCACAGAGGAGUGGCGCCCGAGUCACACCACAGAGGAGUGGCGCCCGAGUCACACCACAGAGGAUCACACCACAGAGGAGUGGCGCCCGAGUCACACCACAGAGGAGUGGCGCCCGAGUCACACCACAGAGGAGUGGCGCCCGACUCACACCACAGAGGAGUGGCGCCCGAGUCACACCACAGAGGAGUGGCGCCCGAGUCACACCACAGAGGAGUGGCGCCCGAGUCACACCACAGAGGAGUGGCGCCCGAGUCACACCACAGAGGAGUGGCGCCCCGAGUCACACCACAGAGGAGUGACGCCCGAGUCACACCACAGAGGAGUGACGCCCGACUCACACCACAGAGGAGUGGCGCCCGAGUCACACCACAGAGGAGUGACGCCCGACUCACACCACAGAGGAGUGGCGCCCGAGUCACACCACAGAGGCGUGGCGCCCGAGUCACACCACAGAGGAGUGGCGCCCGAGUCACACCGCAGAGAAGUGGCGCCCGAGUCACACCACAGAGGAGUGGCGCCCGAGUCACACCACAGAGGAGUGGCGCCCGAGUCACACCACAGAGGAGUGGCGCCCGAGUCACACCACAGAGGAGUGGCGCCCGAGUCACACCACAGAGGAGUGGCGCCCGAGUCACACCACAGAGGCGUGGCGCCCGAGUCACACCACAGAGGAGUGGCGCCCGAGUCACACCGCAGAGAAGUGGCGCCCGAGUCACACCACAGAGGAGUGGCGCCCGAGUCACACCACAGAGGAGUGGCGCCCGAGUCACACCACAGAGGAGUGGCGCCCGAGUCACACCACAGAGGAGUGGCGCCCGAGUCACACCACAGAGGAGUGGCGCCCGAGUCACACCACAGAGGAGUGGCGCCCGAGUCACACCACAGAGGAGUGGCGCCCGAGUCACACCACAGAGGAGUGGCGCCCGAGUCACACCACAGAGGAGUGGCGCCCGAGUCACACCACAGAGGAGGUGGCGCCCAAGUCACACCACAGAGGAGUGGCGCCCGACUCACACCACAGAGGAGUGGCGCCCGAGUCACACCACAGAGGAGUGGCGCCCGACUCACACCACAGAGGGAGUGGCGCCCGAGUCACACCACAGAGGAGUGGCGCCCGAGUCACACCACAGAGGAGUGGCGCCCGAGUCACACCACAGAGGAGUGGCGACCGAGUCACACCACAGAGGAGUGGCGCCCGAGUCACACCACAGAGGAGUGGCGCCCGAGUCACACCACAGAGGAGUGGCGCCCGAGUCACACCACAGAGGAGUGGCGCCCGAGUCACACCACAGAGGAGUGGCGCCCGAGUCACACCACAGAGGAGUGACGCCCGAGUCACACCACAGAGGAGUGACGCCCGACUCACACCACAGAGGAGUGGCGCCCGAGUCACACCACAGAGGAGUGGCGCCCGAGUCACACCACAGAGGAGUGGCGCCCGAGUCACACCACAGAGGAGUGACGCCCGACUCACACCACAGAGGAGUGGCGCCCGAGUCACACCACAGAGGAGUGGCGCCCGAGUCACACCACAGAGGAGUGGCGCCCGAGUCACACCACAGAGGAGUGGCGCCCGAGUCACACCACAGAGGAGUGGCGCCCGACUCACACCACAGAGGAGUGGCGCCCGAGUCACACCACAGAGGAGUGGCGCCCGAGUCACACCACAGAGGAGUGGCGCCCGACUCACACCACAGAGGAGUGGCGCCCGAGUCACACCACAGAGGAGUGGCGCCCGAGUCACACCACAGAGGAGUGGCGCCCGAGUCACACCACAGAGGAGUGGCGCCCGACUCACACCACAGAGGAGUGGCGCCCGAGUCACACCACAGAGGAGUGGCGCCCGAGUCACACCACAGAGGAGUGGCGCCCGAGUCACACCACAGAGGAGUGGCGCCCGAGUCACACCACAGAGGAGUGGCGCCCGAAGUCACACCACAGAGGAGUGGCGCCCGACUCACACCACAGAGGAGUGGCGCCCGAGUCACACCACAGAGGAGUGGCGCCCGAGCUCACACCACAGAGGAGUGGCGCCCGAGUCACACCACAGAGGAGUGGCGCCCGAGUCACACCACAGAGGAGUGGCGCCCGAGUCACACCACAGAGGAGUGGCGACCGAGUCACACCACAGAGGAGUGGCGCCCGAGUCACACCACAGAGGAGUGGCGCCCGAGUCACACCACAGAGGAGUGGCGCCCGAGUCACACCACAGAGGAGUGGCGCCCGAGUCACACCACAGAGGAGUGGCGCCCGAGUCACACCACAGAGGAUCACACCACAGAGGAGUGGCGCCCGAGUCACACCACAGAGGAGUGGCGCCCGAGUCACACCACAGAGGAGUGGCGCCCGAGUCACACCACAGAGGAGUGGCGCCCGAGUCACACCACAGAGGAGUGGCGCCCGACGUCACACCACAGAGGAGUGGCGCCCGAGUCACACCACAGAGGAGUGGCGCCCGAGUCACACCACAGAGGAGUGGCGCCCGAGUCACACCACAGAGGAGUGGCGCCCGAGCUCACACCACAGAGGAGUGGCGCCCGAGUCACACCACAGAGGAGUGGCGCCCGACUCACACCACAGAGGAGUGGCGCCCGAGUCACACCACAGAGGAGUGGCGCCCGACUCACACCACAGAGGAGUGGCGCCCGAAUCACACCACAGAGGAGUGGCGCCCGAGUCACACCACAGAGGAGUGGCGCCCGAGUCACACCACAGAGGAGUGGCGCCCGACUCACACCACAGAGGAGUGGCGCCCGAGUCACACCACAGAGGAGUGGCGCCCGAGUCACACCACAGAGGAGUGACGCCCCGACUCACACCACAGAGGAGUGGCGCCCGAGUCACACCACAGAGGAGUGGCCGCCCGACUCACACCACAGAGGAGUGGCGCCCGAGUCACACCACAGAGGAGUGGCGCCCGACUCACACCACAGAGGAGUGGCGCCCGAGUCACACCACAGAGGAGUGGCGCCCGAGUCACAGCACAGAGGAGUGACGCCCGAGUCACACCACAGAGGAGUGGCGCCCGAGUCACACCACAGAGGAGUGGCGCCCGAGUCACACCACAGAGGAGUGGCGCCCGAGUCACACCACAGAGGAGUGGCGCCCGAGUCACACCACAAAGGAGUGGCGCCCGACUCACACCACAGAGGAGUGGCGCCCGAGUCACACCACAGAGGAGUGGCGCCCGAGUCACACCACAGAGGAGUGGCGCCCGAGUCACACCACAGAGGAGUGGCGCCCGACUCACACCACAGAGGAGUGGCGCCCGAGUCACACCACAGAGGAGUGGCGCCCGACUCACACCACAGAGGAGUGGCGCCCGAGUCACACCACAGAGGAGUGGCGCCCGAGUCACACCACAGAGGAGUGGCGCCCGAGUCACACCACAGAGGAGUGGCGCCCGACUCACACCACAGAGGAGUGGCGCCCGAGUCACACCACAGAGGAGUGGCGCCCGACUCACACCACAGAGGAGUGGCGCCCGACUCACACCACAGAGGAGUGGCGCCCGAGUCACACCAAAGAGGAGUGGCGCCCGAGUCACACCACAGAGGAGUGGCGCCCGACUCACACCACAGAGGAGUGGCGUCCGAGUCACACCACAGAGGAGUGGCGCCCGACUCACACCACAGAGGAGUGGCGCCCGACUCACACCACAGAGGAGUGGCGCCCGAGUCACACCACAGAGGAGUGGCUCCCGAGUCACACCACAGAGGAGUGGCGCCCGACUCACAACACAGAGGAGUGGCGCCCGAGUCACACCACAGAGGAGUGGCGCCCGAGUCACACCGCAGAGGAGUGGCGCCCGACUCACACCACAGAGGAGUGGCGCCCGAGUCACACCACAGAGGACUGGCGCCCGAGUCACACCACAGAGGAGUGGCGCCCGAGUCACACCACAGAGGAGUGGCGCCCGAGUCACACCACAGAGGAGUGGCGCCCAAGUCACACCACAGAGGAGUGGCGCCCGAGUCACACCACAGAGGAGUGGCGCCCGAGUCACACCACAGAGGAGUGGCGCCCGAGUCACACCACAGAGGAGUGGCGCCCAAGUCACACCACAGAGGAGUGGCACCCGAGUCACACCACAGAGGAGUGGCGCCCGACUCACACCACAGAGGAGUGGCGCCCAACUCACACCACAGAGGAGUGGCGCCCGAGUCACACCACAGAGGAGUGGCGCCCGAGUCACACCACAGAGGAGUGGCGCCCGAGUCACACCACAGAGGAGUGGCGCCCGACUCACACCACAGAGGAGUGGCGCCCGAGUCACACCACAGAGGAGUGGCGCCCGAGUCACACCACAGAGGAGUGGCGCCCGACUCACACCACAGAGGAGUGGCGCCCGAGUCACACCACAGAGGAGUGGCGCCCGACUCACACCACAGAGGAGUGGCGCCCGAGUCACACCACAGAGGAGUGGCGCCCGAGUCACACCACAGAGGAGUGACGCCCGACUCACACCACAGAGGAGUGGCGCCCGAGUCACACCACAGAGGAGUGGCGCCCGACUCACACCACAGAGGAGUGGCGCCCGAGUCACACCACAGAGGAGUGGCGUCCGAGUCACACCACAGAGGAUCACACCACAGAGGAGUAGCGCCCGAGUCACACCACAGAGGAGUGGCGCCCGAGUCACACCACAGAGGAGUGGCGCCCGAGUCACACCACAGAGGAGUGGCGCCCGAGUCACACCACAGAGGAGUGACGCCCGACUCACACCACAGAGGAGUGGCGCCCGAGUCACACCACAGAGGAGUGGCGCCCGAGUCACACCACAGAGGAGUGGCGCCCGAGUCACACCACAGAGGAGUGGCGCCCGAGUCACACCACAGAGGAGUGACGCCCGAGUCACACCACAGAGGAGUGACGCCCGACUCACACCACAGAGGAGUGGCGCCCGAGUCACACCACAGAGGAGUGGCGCCCGAGUCACACCACAGAGGAGUGGCGCCCGAGUCACACCACAGAGGAGUGACGCCCGACUCACACCACAGAGGAGUGGCGCCCGAGUCACACCACAGAGGAGUGGCGCCCGAGUCACACCACAGAGGAGUGGCGCCUGAGUCACACCACAGAGGAGUGGCGCCCGAGUCACACCACAGAGGAGUGGCGCCCGACUCACACCACAGAGGAGUGGCGCCCGAGUCACACCACAGAGGAGUGGCGCCCGAGUCACACCACAGAGGAGUGGCGCCCGAGUCACACCACAGAGGAGUGGCGCCCGAGUCACACCACAGAGGAGUGGCGCCCGAGUCACACCACAGAGGAGUGACGCCCGAGUCACACCACAGAGGAGUGACGCCCGACUCACACCACAGAGGAGUGGCGCCCGAGUCACACCACAGAGGAGUGACGCCCGACUCACACCACAGAGGGAGUGGCGCCCGAGUCACACCACAGAGGAGUGGCGCCCGAGUCACACCACAGAGGAGUGGCGCCCGAGUCACACCACAGAGGAGUGGCGCCCGAGUCACACCACAGAGGAGUGGCGCCCGAGUCACACCACAGAGGAGUGACGCCCGAGUCACACCACAGAGGAGUGACGCCCGACUCACACCACAGAGGAGUGGCGCCCGAGUCACACCACAGAGGAGUGACGCCCGACUCACACCACAGAGGAGUGGCGCCCGAGUCACACCACAGAGGCGUGGCGCCCGAGUCACACCACAGAGGAGUGGCGCCCGAGUCACACCACAGAGGAGUGGCGCCCGAGUCACACCACAGAGGAGUAGCGCCCGAGUCACACCACAGAGGAGUGGCGCCCGAGUCACACCACAGAGGAGUGGCGCCCGACUCACACCACAGAGGAGUGGCGCCCGAGUCACACCACAGAGGAGUGGCGCCCGAGUCACACCACAGAGGAGUGGCGCCCGAGUCACACCACAGAGGAGAGUGGCGCCCGAGUCACACCACAGAGGAGUGGCGCCCGAGUCACACCACAGAGGAGUGGCGCCCGAGUCACACCACAGAGGAGUGACGCCCGACUCACACCACAGAGGAGUGGCGCCCGAGUCACACCACAGAGGAGUGGCGCCCGAGUCACACCACAGAGGAGUGGCGCCCGAGUCACACCACAGAGGAGUGGCGCCCGAGUCACACCACAGAGGAGUGGCGCCCGACUCACACCACAGAGGAGUGGCGCCCGAGUCACACCACAGAGGAGUGGCGCCCGAGUCACACCACAGAGGAGUGGCGCCCGAGUCACACCACAGAGGAGUGGCGCCCGAGUCACACCACAGAGGAGUGGCGCCCAAGUCACACCACAGAGGAGUGGCGCCCGACUCACACCACAGAGGAGUGGCGCCCGAGUCACACCACAGAGGAGUGGCGCCCGACUCACACCACAGAGGAGUGGCGCCCGACUCACACCACAGAGGAGUGGCGCCCGAGUCACACCACAGAGGAGUGGCGCCCGAGUCACACCACAGAGGAGUGGCGACCGAGUCACACCACAGAGGAGUGGCGCCCGAGUCACACCACAGAGGAGUGGCGCCCGAGUCACACCACAGAGGAGUGGCGCCCGAGUCACACCACAGAGGAGUGGCGCCCGAGUCACACCACAGAGGAGUGGCGCCCGAGUCACACCACAGAGGAGUGACGCCCGAGUCACACCACAGAGGAGUGACGCCCGACUCACACCACAGAGGAGUGGCGCCCGAGUCACACCACAGAGGAGUGGCGCCCGAGUCACACCACAGAGGAGUGGCGCCCGAGUCACACCACAGAGGAGUGACGCCCGACUCACACCACAGAGGAGUGGCGCCCGAGUCACACCACAGAGGAGUGGCGCGCGAGUCACACCACAGAGGAGUGGCGCCCGAGUCACACCACAGAGGAGUGGCGCCCGAGUCACACCACAGAGGAGUGGCGCCCGACUCACACCACAGAGGAGUGGCGCCCGAGUCACACCACAGAGGAGUGGCGCCCGAGUCACACCACAGAGGAGUGGCGCCCGACUCACACCACAGAGGAGUGGCGCCCGAGUCACACCACAGAGGAGUGGCGCCCGAGUCACACCACAGAGGAGUGGCGCCCGAGUCACACCACAGAGGAGUGGCGCCCGACUCACACCACAGAGGAGUGGCGCCCGAGUCACACCACAGAGGAGUGGCGCCCGACUCACACCACAGAGGAGUGGCGCCCGACUCACACCACAGAGGAGUGGCGCCCGAGUCACACCACAGAGGAGUGGCGCCCGAGUCACACCACAGAGGAGUGGCGCCCGAGUCACACCACAGAGGAGUGGCGCCCGAGUCACACCACAGAGGAGUGGCGCCCGAGUCACACCACAGAGGAGUGACGCCCGACUCACACCACAGAGGAGUGGCGCCCGAGUCACACCACAGAGGAGUGGCGCCCGACUCACACCACAGAGAGUGGCGCCCGAGUCACACCACAGAGGAGUGGCGCCCGACUCACACCACAGAGGAGUGGCGCCCGAGUCACACCACAGAGGAUCACACCACAGAGGAGUGGCGCCCGAGUCACACCACAGAGGAGUGGCGCCCGAGUCACACCACAGAGGAGUGGCGCCCGAGUCACACCACAGAGGAGUGGCGCCAGACUCACACCACAGAGGAGUGGCGCCCGAGUCACACCACAGAGGAGUGGCGCCCGAGCUCACACCACAGAGGUAGUGGCGCCCGACUCACACCACAGAGGAAGUGGCGCCCGAGUCACACCACAGAGGAGUGGCGCCCGAGUCACACCACAGAGGAGUGGCGCCCGAGUCACACCACAGAGGAGUGGCGCCCGAGUCACACCACAGAGGAGUGGCGCCCGACUCACACCACAGAGGAGUGGCGCCCGACUCACACCACAGAGGAGUGGCGCCCGACUCACACCACAGAGGAGUGGCGCCCGACUCACACCACAGAGGAGUGGCGCCCGACUCACACCACAGAGGAGUGGCGCCCGAGUCACACCACAGAGGAGUGCGCCCGAGUCACACCACAGAGGUGGCGCCCGACGUCACACCACAGAGGAGUGGCGCCCGAGUCACACCACAGAGGAGUGGCGCCCGACGUCACACCCCAGAGGGAGUGGCGCCCGAGUCACACCAACAGAGGAGUGGCGCCCGAGUCACACCACAGAGGAGUGGCGCCCGAGCUCACACCACAGAGGAGUGGCGCCCGAGUCACACCACAGAGGAGUGUGCGCCCGAGUCCACACCACAGAGGAAGAGUGGCGCCCGAGUCACACCACAGAGGAGUGGACGCCCGACUCACACCACAGAGGAGUGGCGCCGAGUCACACCACAGAGGAGUGGCGCCCGAGUCACACCACAGAGGAGUGGCGCCCGAGUCACACCACAGAGGAGUGGCGCCGACUCACACCACAGAGGAGUGGCGCCCGAGUCACACCCACAGAGGAGUGGCGCCCGAGUCACACACAACAGAGGAGUGGCGCCCGAGUCAGCACCACAGAGGAGUGGACGCCCGACUCACAAAACCACAGAGGAGUGGCGCCCGAGUCACACCACAGGGAGUGGCGCCCGAGUCACACCACAGAGGAGUGGCGCCCGAGGUCACACCACAGAGGAGUGCGCCCGAGUCACACCACAGAGGAGUGGCGCCCGACUUCAGCACCACAGAGGAGUGGCGCCCGAGUCACACCACAGAGGAGUGGCGCUCCGAGUCACACCACAGAGGUGCCGAUAACGCUGAGUAUGGCGCCCGAGUCACACCAACAGAGAGUGGCGCCCGAGCUCACACCACAGAGGAGUGGCGCCCGAGUCACACCACAGAGGAGUGGCGCCCGAGUCACACCACAGAGGAGUGGCGCCCGAGUCACACCACAGAGGAGUGGCGCCCGAGUCACACCACAGAGGAGUGGCGCCCGACUCACACCACAGAGGAGUGGCGCCCGAGUCACACCACAGAGGAGUGGCGCCCGACUCACACCACAGAGGAGUGGCGCCCGACUCACACCACAGAGGAGUGGCGCCCGAGUCACACCACAGAGGAGUGGCGCCCGAGUCACACCACAGAGGAGUGGCGCCCGACUCACACCACAGAGGAGUGGCGCCCGAGUCACACCACAGAGGAGUGGCGCCCGAGUCACACCACAGAGGAGUGGCGCCCGAGUCACACCACAGAGGAGUGGCGCCCGAGUCACACCACAGAGGAGUGGCGCCCGAGUCACACCACAGAGGAGUGGCGCCCGAGUCACACCACAGAGGAGUGGCGCCCGACUCACACCACAGAGGAGUGGCGCCCGACUCACACCACAGAGGAGUGGCGCCCGAGUCACACCACAGAGGAGUGGCGCCCGAGUCACACCACAGAGGAGUGGCGCCCGACUCACACCACAGAGGAGUGGCGCCCGAGUCACACCACAGAGGAGUGGCGCCCGAGUCACACCACAGAGGAGUGGCGCCCGACUCACACCACAGAGGAGUGGCGCCCGAGUCACACCACAGAGGAGUGGCGCCCGACUCACACCACAGAGGAGUGGCGCCCGAGUCACACCACAGAGGAGUGGCGCCCGACUCACACCACAGAGGAGUGGCGCCCGACUCACACCACAGAGGAGUGGCGCCCGAGUCACACCACAGAGGAGUGGCGCCCGAGUCACACCACAGAGGAGUGGCGCCCGAGUCACACCACAGAGGAGUGGCGCCCGACUCACACCACAGAGGAGUGGCGCCCGAGUCACACCACAGAGGAGUGGCGCCCGAUCACACCACAGAGGAGUGGCGCCCGAGUCACACCACAGAGGAGUGGCGCCCGAGUCACACCACAGAGGAGUGGCGCCCGAGUCACACCACAGAGGAGUGGCGCCCGAGUCACACCACAGAGGGUGGCGCCCGACUCACACCACAGAGGAGUGGCGCCCGAGUCACACCACAGAGGAGUGGCGCCCGAGUCACACCACAGAGGAGUGGCGCCCGAGUCACACCACAGAGGAGUGGCGCCCGAGUCACACCACAGAGGAGUGGCGCCCGAGUCACACCACAGAGGAGUGGCGCCCGAGUCACACCACAGAGGAGUGGCGCCCGAGUCACACCACAGAGGAGUGGCGCCCGAGUCACACCACAGAGGAGUGGCGCCCAAGUCACACCACAGAGGAGUGGCGCCCGAGUCACACCACAGAGGAGUGGCGCCCGAGUCACACCACAGAGGAGUGGCGCCCGAGUCACACCACAGAGGAGUGGCGCCCGAGUCACACCACAGAGGAGUGGCGCCCGAGUCACACCACAGAGGAGUGGCGCCCGAGUCACACCACAGAGGAGUGGCGCCCGAGUCACACCACAGAGGAGUGGCGCCCGAGUCACACCACAGAGGAGUGGCGCCCGAGUCACACCACAGAGGAGUGGCGCCCGAGUCACACCACAGAGGAGUGGCGCCCGACUCACACCACAGAGGAGUGGCGCCCGAGUCACACCACAGAGGAGUGGCGCCCGAGUCACACCACAGAGGAGUCACACCCGAGUCACACCACAGAGGAGUGGCGCCCGAGUCACACCACAGAGGAGUGGCGCCCGAGUCACACCACAGAGGAGUGGCGCCCGAGUCACACCACAGAGGAGUGGCGCCCGAGUCACACCACAGGAGAACACCGCCCGAGUCACACCACAGAGGAGUGGCGCCCGAGUCACACCACAGAGGAGUGGCGCCCGAGUCACACCACAGAGGAGUGGCGCCCGAGUCACACCACAGAGGAGUGGCGCCCGAGUCACACCACAGAGGAGUGGCGCCCGAGUCACACCACAGAGGAGUGGCGCCCGAGUCACACCACAGAGGAGUGGCGCCCGAGUCACACCACAGAGGAGUGGCGCCCGAGUCACACCACAGAGGAGUGGCGCCCGAGUCACACCACAGAGGAGUGGCGCCCGAGUCACACCACAGAGGAGUGGCGCCCGAGUCACACCACAGAGGAGUGGCGCCCGAGUCACACCACAGAGGAGUGGCGCCCGAGUCACACCACAGAGGAGUGGCGCCCGAGUCACACCACAGAGGAGUGGCGCCCGAGUCACACCACAGAGGAGUGGCGCCCGAGUCACACCACAGAGGAGUGGCGCCCGAGUCACACCACAGAGGAGUGGCGCCCGAGUCACACCACAGAGGAGUGGCGCCCGAGUCACACCACAGAGGAGUGGCGCCCGAGUCACACCACAGAGGAGUGGCGCCCGAGUCACACCACAGAGGAGUGGCGCCCGACUCACACCACAGAGGAGUGGCGCCCGAGUCACACCACAGAGGAGUGGCGCCCGAGUCACACCACAGAGGAGUGGCGCCCGAGUCACACCACAGAGGAGUGGCGCCCGAGUCACACCACAGAGGAGUGGCGCCCGAGUCACACCACAGAGGAGUGGCGCCCGAGUCACACCACAGAGGAGUGGCGCCCGAGUCACACCACAGAGGAGUGGCGCCCGAGUCACACCACAGAGGAGUGGCGCCCGACUCACACCACAGAGGAGUGGCGCCCGAGUCACACCACAGAGGAGUGGCGCCCGAGUCACACCACAGAGGAGUGGCGCCCGAGUCACACCACAGAGGAGUGGCGCCCGAGUCACACCACAGAGGAGUGGCGCCCGAGUCACACCACAGAGGAGUGGCGCCCGACUCACACCACAGAGGAGUGGCGCCCGAGUCACACCACAGAGGAGUGGCGCCCGAGUCACACCACAGAGGAGUGGCGCCCGAGUCACACCACAGAGGAGUGGCGCCCGAGUCACACCACAGAGGAGUGGCGCCCGAGUCACACCACAGAGGAGUGGCGCCCGAGUCACACCACAGAGGAGUGGCGCCCGAGUCACACCACAGAGGAGUGGCGCCCGAGUCACACCACAGAGGAGUGGCGCCCGAGUCACACCACAGAGGAGUGGCGCCCGAGUCACACCACAGAGGAGUGGCGCCCGAGUCACACCACAGAGGAGUGGCGCCCGAGUCACACCACAGAGGAGUGGCGCCCGAGUCACACCACAGAGGAGUGGCGCCCGAGUCACACCACAGAGGAGUGGCGCCCGAGUCACACCACAGAGGAGUGGCGCCCGAGUCACACCACAGAGGAGUGGCGCCCGAGUCACACCACAGAGGAGUGGCGCCCGAGUCACACCACAGAGGAGUGGCGCCCGAGUCACACCACAGAGGAGUGGCGCCCGAGUCACACCACAGAGGAGUGGCGCCCGACUCACACCACAGAGGAGUGGCGCCCGAGUCACACCACAGAGGAGUGGCGCCCGACUCACACCACAGAGGAGUGGCGCCCGAGUCACACCACAGAGGAGUGGCGCCCGAGUCACACCACAGAGGAGUGGCGCCCGAGUCACACCACAGAGGAGUGGCGCCCGACUCACACCACAGAGGAGUGGCGCCCGAGUCACACCACAGAGGAGUGGCGCCCGAGUCACACCACAGAGGAGUGGCGCCCGAGUCACACCACAGAGGAGUGGCGCCCGAGUCACACCACAGAGGAGUGGCGCCCGAGUCACACCACAGAGGAGUGGCGCCCGAGUCACACCACAGAGGAGUGGCGCCCAAGUCACACCCGCCCGAGUCACACCACAGAGGAGUGGCGCCCGAGUCACACCACAGAGGAGUGGCGCCCGAGUCACACCACAGAGGAGUGGCGCCCGAGUCACACCACAGAGGAGUGGCGCCCGACUCACACCACAGAGGAGUGGCGCCCGAGUCACACCACAGAGGAGUGGCGCCCGAGUCACACCACAGAGGAGUGGCGCCCGAGUCACACCACAGAGGAGUGGCGCCCGAGUCACACCACAGAGGAGUGGCGCCCGAGUCACACCACAGAGGAGUGGCGCCCGAGUCACACCACAGAGGAGUGGCGCCCGAGUCACACCACAGAGGAGUGGCGCCCGAGUCACACCACAGAGGAGUGGCGCCCGAGUCACACCACAGAGGAGUGGCGCCCGAGUCACACCACAGAGGAGUGGCGCCCGAGUCACACCACAGAGGAGUGGCGCCCGAGUCACACCACAGAGGAGUGGCGCCCGAGUCACACCACAGAGGAGUGGCGCCCGAGUCACACCACAGAGGAGUGGCGCCCGAGUCACACCACAGAGGAGUGGCGCCCGACUCACACCACAGAGGAGUGGCGCCCGAGUCACACCACAGAGGAGUGGCGCCCGACUCACACCACAGAGGAGUGGCGCCCGAGUCACACCACAGAGGAGUGGCGCCCGAGUCACACCACAGAGGAGUGGCGCCCGAGUCACACCACAGAGGAGUGGCGCCCGAGUCACACCACAGAGGAGUGGCGCCCGAGUCACACCACAGAGGAGUGGCGCCCGAGUCACACCACAGAGGAGUGGCGCCCGAGUCACACCACAGAGGAGUGGCGCCCGAGUCACACCACAGAGGAGUGGCGCCCGAGUCACACCACAGAGGAGUGGCGCCCGACUCACACCACAGAGGAGUGGCGCCCGAGGCAGAGGCGCCCGAGUCACACCACAGAGGAUCACACCACAGAGGAGUGGCGCCCGAGUCACACCACAGAGGAGUGGCGCCCGAGUCACACCACAGAGGAGUGGCGCCCGAGUCACACCACAGAGGAGUGGCGCCCGAGUCACACCACAGAGGAGUGGCGCCCGAGUCACACCACAGAGGAGUGGCGCCCGAGUCACACCACAGAGGAGUGGCGCCCGAGUCACACCACAGAGGAGUGGCGCCCGAGUCACACCACAGAGGAGUGGCGCCCGAGUCACACCACAGAGGAGUGGCGCCCGAGUCACACCACAGAGGAGUGGCGCCCGAGUCACACCACAGAGGAGUGGCGCCCGAGUCACACCACAGAGGAGUGGCGCCCGAGUCACACCACAGAGGAGUGGCGCCCGAGUCACACCACAGAGGAGUGGCGCCCGAGUCACACCACAGAGGAGUGGCGCCCGAGUCACACCACAGAGGAGUGGCGCCCGAGUCACACCACAGAGGAGUGGCGCCCGAGUCACACCACAGAGGAGUGGCGCCCGAGUCACACCACAGAGGAGUGGCGCCCGAGUCACACCACAGAGGAGUGGCGCCCGAGUCACACCACAGAGGAGUGGCGCCCGAGUCACACCACAGAGGAGUGGCGCCCGAGUCACACCACAGAGGAGUGGCGCCCGAGUCACACCACAGAGGAGUGGCGCCCGAGUCACACCACAGAGGAGUGGCGCCCGAGUCACACCACAGAGGAGUGGCGCCCGAGUCACACCACAGAGGAGUGGCGCCCGAGUCACACCACAGAGGAGUGGCGCCCGAGUCACACCACAGAGGAGUGGCGCCCGAGUCACACCACAGAGGAGUGGCGCCCGAGUCACACCACAGAGGAGUGGCGCCCGAGUCACACCACAGAGGAGUGGCGCCCGAGUCACACCACAGAGGAGUGGCGCCCGAGUCACACCACAGAGGAGUGGCGCCCGAGUCACACCACAGAGGAGUGGCGCCCGAGUCACACCACAGAGGAGUGGCGCCCGAGUCACACCACAGAGGAGUGGCGCCCGAGUCACACCACAGAGGAGUGGCGCCCGAGUCACACCACAGAGGAGUGGCGCCCGAGUCACACCACAGAGGAGUGGCGCCCGAGUCACACCACAGAGGAGUGGCGCCCGAGUCACACCACAGAGGAGUGGCGCCCGAGUCACACCACAGAGGAGUGGCGCCCGAGUCACACCACAGAGGAGUGGCGCCCGAGUCACACCACAGAGGAGUGGCGCCCGAGUCACACCACAGAGGAGUGGCGCCCGAGUCACACCACAGAGGAGUGGCGCCCGAGUCACACCACAGAGGAGUGGCGCCCGAGUCACACCACAGAGGAGUGGCGCCCGAGUCACACCACAGAGGAGUGGCGCCCGAGUCACACCACAGAGGAGUGGCGCCCGAGUCACACCACAGAGGAGUGGCGCCCGAGUCACACCACAGAGGAGUGGCGCCCGAGUCACACCACAGAGGAGUGGCGCCCGAGUCACACCACAGAGGAGUGGCGCCCGAGUCACACCACAGAGGAGUGGCGCCCGAGUCACACCACAGAGGAGUGGCGCCCGAGUCACACCACAGAGGAGUGGCGCCCGAGUCACACCACAGAGGAGUGGCGCCCGAGUCACACCACAGAGGAGUGGCGCCCGAGUCACACCACAGAGGAGUGGCGCCCGAGUCACACCACAGAGGAGUGGCGCCCGAGUCACACCACAGAGGAGUGGCGCCCGAGUCACACCACAGAGGAGUGGCGCCCGAGUCACACCACAGAGGAGUGGCGCCCGAGUCACACCACAGAGGAGUGGCGCCCGAGUCACACCACAGAGGAGUGGCGCCCGAGUCACACCACAGAGGAGUGGCGCCCGAGUCACACCACAGAGGAGUGGCGCCCGAGUCACACCACAGAGGAGUGGCGCCCGAGUCACACCACAGAGGAGUGGCGCCCGAGUCACACCACAGAGGAGUGGCGCCCGAGUCACACCACAGAGGAGUGGCGCCCGAGUCACACCACAGAGGAGUGGCGCCCGAGUCACACCACAGAGGAGUGGCGCCCGAGUCACACCACAGAGGAGUGGCGCCCGAGUCACACCACAGAGGAGUGGCGCCCGAGUCACACCACAGAGGAGUGGCGCCCGAGUCACACCACAGAGGAGUGGCGCCCGAGUCACACCACAGAGGAGUGGCGCCCGAGUCACACCACAGAGGAGUGGCGCCCGAGUCACACCACAGAGGAGUGGCGCCCGAGUCACACCACAGAGGAGUGGCGCCCGAGUCACACCACAGAGGAGUGGCGCCCGAGUCACACCACAGAGGAGUGGCGCCCGAGUCACACCACAGAGGAGUGGCGCCCGAGUCACACCACAGAGGAGUGGCGCCCGAGUCACACCACAGAGGAGUGGCGCCCGAGUCACACCACAGAGGAGUGGCGCCCGAGUCACACCACAGAGGAGUGGCGCCCGAGUCACACCACAGAGGAGUGGCGCCCGAGUCACACCACAGAGGAGUGGCGCCCGAGUCACACCACAGAGGAGUGGCGCCCGAGUCACACCACAGAGGAGUGGCGCCCGAGUCACACCACAGAGGAGUGGCGCCCGAGUCACACCACAGAGGAGUGGCGCCCGAGUCACACCACAGAGGAGUGGCGCCCGAGUCACACCACAGAGGAGUGGCGCCCGAGUCACACCACAGAGGAGUGGCGCCCGAGUCACACCACAGAGGAGUGGCGCCCGAGUCACACCACAGAGGAGUGGCGCCCGAGUCACACCACAGAGGAGUGGCGCCCGAGUCACACCACAGAGGAGUGGCGCCCGAGUCACACCACAGAGGAGUGGCGCCCGAGUCACACCACAGAGGAGUGGCGCCCGAGUCACACCACAGAGGAGUGGCGCCCGAGUCACACCACAGAGGAGUGGCGCCCGAGUCACACCACAGGAAGGAGUGGCGCCCGAGUCACACCACAGAGGAGUGGCGCCCGAGUCACACCACAGAGGAGUGGCGCCCGAGUCACACCACAGAGGAGUGGCGCCCGAGUCACACCACAGAGGAGUGGCGCCCGAGUCACACCACAGAGGAGUGGCGCCCGAGUCACACCACAGAGGAGUGGCGCCCGAGUCACACCACAGAGGAGUGGCGCCCGAGUCACACCACAGAGGAGUGGCGCCCGAGUCACACCACAGAGGAGUGGCGCCCGAGUCACACCACAGAGGAGUGGCGCCCGAGUCACACCACAGAGGAGUGGCGCCCGAGUCACACCACAGAGGAGUGGCGCCCGAGUCACACCACAGGAGUGGCGCCCGAGUCACACCACAGAGGAGUGGCGCCCGAGUCACACCACAGAGGAGUGGCGCCCGAGUCACACCACAGAGGAGUGGCGCCCGAGUCACACCACAGAGGAGUGGCGCCCGAGUCACACCACAGAGGAGUGGCGCCCGAGUCACACCACAGAGGAGUGGCGCCCGAGUCACACCACAGAGGAGUGGCGCCCGAGUCACACCACAGAGGAGUGGCGCCCGAGUCACACCACAGAGGAGUGGCGCCCGAGUCACACCACAGAGGAGUGGCGCCCGAGUCACACCACAGAGGAGUGGCGCCCGAGUCACACCACAGAGGAGUGGCGCCCGAGUCACACCACAGAGGAGUGGCGCCCGAGUCACACCACAGAGGAGUGGCGCCCGAGUCACACCACAGAGGAGUGGCGCCCGAGUCACACCACAGAGGAGUGGCGCCCGAGUCACACCACAGAGGAGUGGCGCCCGAGUCACACCACAGAGGAGUGGCGCCCGAGUCACACCACAGAGGAGUGGCGCCCGAGUCACACCACAGAGGAGUGGCGCCCGAGUCACACCACAGAGGAGUGGCGCCCGAGUCACACCACAGAGUGGCGCCCGAGUCACACCACAGAGGAGUGGCGCCCGAGUCACACCACAGAGGAGUGGCGCCCGAGUCACACCACAGAGGAGUGGCGCCCGAGUCACACCACAGAGGAGUGGCGCCCGAGUCACACCACAGAGGAGUGGCGCCCGAGUCACACCACAGAGGAGUGGCGCCCGAGUCACACCACAGAGGAGUGGCGCCCGAGUCACACCACAGAGGAGUGGCGCCCGAGUCACACCACAGAGGAGUGGCGCCCGAGUCACACCACAGAGGAGUGGCGCCCGAGUCACACCACAGAGGAGUGGCGCCCGAGUCACACCACAGAGGAGUGGCGCCCGAGUCACACCACAGAGUGGCGCCCGAGUCACACCACAGAGUGGCGCCCGAGUCACACCACAGAGGAGUGGCGCCCGAGUCACACCACAGAGGAGUGGCGCCCGAGUCACACCACAGAGGAGUGGCGCCCGAGUCACACCACAGAGGAGUGGCGCCCGAGUCACACCACAGAGGAGUGGCGCCCGAGUCACACCACAGAGGAGUGGCGCCCGAGUCACACCACAGAGGAGUGGCGCCCGAGUCACACCACAGAGUGGCGCCCGAGUCACACCACAGAGGAGUGGCGCCCGAGUCACACCACAGAGGAGUGGCGCCCGAGUCACACCACAGAGGAGUGGCGCCCGAGUCACACCACAGAGGAGUGGCGCCCGAGUCACACCACAGAGGAGUGGCGCCCGAGUCACACCACAGAGGAGUGGCGCCCGAGUCACACCACAGAGGAGUGGCGCCCGAGUCACACCACAGAGGAGUGGCGCCCGAGUCACACCACAGAGGAGUGGCGCCCGAGUCACACCACAGAGGAGUGGCGCCCGAGUCACACCACAGAGGAGUGGCGCCCGAGUCACACCACAGAGGAGUGGCGCCCGAGUCACACCACAGAGGAGUGGCGCCCGAGUCACACCACAGAGGAGUGGCGCCCGAGUCACACCACAGAGGAGUGGCGCCCGAGUCACACCACAGAGGAGUGGCGCCCGAGUCACACCACAGAGGAGUGGCGCCCGAGUCACACCACAGAGGAGUGGCGCCCGAGUCACACCACAGAGGAGUGGCGCCCGAGUCACACCACAGAGGAGUGGCGCCCGAGUCACACCACAGAGGAGUGGCGCCCGAGUCACACCACAGAGGAGUGGCGCCCGAGUCACACCACAGAGGAGUGGCGCCCGAGUCACACCACAGAGGAGUGGCGCCCGAGUCACACCACAGAGGAGUGGCGCCCGAGUCACACCACAGAGGAGUGGCGCCCGAGUCACACCACAGAGGAGUGGCGCCCGAGUCACACCACAGAGGAGUGGCGCCCGAGUCACACCACAGAGGAGUGGCGCCCGAGUCACACCACAGAGGAGUGGCGCCCGAGUCACACCACAGAGGAGUGGCGCCCGAGUCACACCACAGAGGAGUGGCGCCCGAGUCACACCACAGAGGAGUGGCGCCCGAGUCACACCACAGAGGAGUGGCGCCCGAGUCACACCACAGAGGAGUGGCGCCCGAGUCACACCACAGAGGAGUGGCGCCCGAGUCACACCACAGAGUGGCGCCCGAGUCACACCACAGAGUGGCGCCCGAGUCACACCACAGAGGAGUGGCGCCCGAGUCACACCACAGAGGAGUGGCGCCCGAGUCACACCACAGAGGAGUGGCGCCCGAGUCACACCACAGAGGAGUGGCGCCCGAGUCACACACAGAGGAGUGGCGCCCGAGUCACACCACAGAGGAGUGGCGCCGAGUCACACAACUAACAAGAGGAGUGGCGCCCGAGUCACACCACAGAGGAGUGGCGCCCGAGUCACACCACAGAGAAGUGGCGCCCGAAUCACCCACCACAGAGGAGUGGCGCCCGAGUCACACCACAGAUGAGUGGCGCCCGGAGUCACACCACAGAGGAGUGGCGCCCGAGUCACACCACAGAGGAGUGGCGCCCGAGUCACACCACAGAUGGAGUGGCGCCCGACUCACACCACAGAGGAGUGGCGCCCGAGUCACACCACAGAGGAGUGGCGCCCGAGUCACACCACAGAGGAGUGGCGCCCCGACGUCACACCACAGAGGAGUGGCGCCCGAGUCACACCACAGAGGAGGUGCGCCCGACUCACACCACAGGAGUGGCGCCCGAGUCACACCACAGAGGAGUGGCGCCCGAGUCACACCACAGAGGAGUGGCGCCCGAGUCACACCACAGAGGAGUGGCCGCCGAGUCACACACAGAGGAGGGCGCCGACUCACACCACAGAGGAGUGAGGCGCCCGACUCACACCACAGAGGAGUGGCGCCCGAGUCAACUACCACAGAGGAGUGGCGCCCGAGUCACACCACAGAGGAGUGCGCUCGAUCACCCACCACAGAGCGAGUGACGCCCGACUCAACACCACAGAGGAGUGGCGCCCGAGUCACACCACAGAGGAGUGGCGCCCGAGUCACACCACAGAGGAGUGGCGCCCGAGUCACACCACAGAGGAGUGGCGCCCGAGUCACACCACAGCGGAGUGGCGCCCGAGUCACACCACAGAGGAGUGGCGCCCGAGUCACACACAGAGGAGUGGCGCCCGACUCACACCACAGAGGAGUGGCGCCCCGAGUCACACCCACAGAGGAGUGGCGCCGACUUCACACCCACAGAGGAGUGGCGCCGAGUCACACCACAGAGGAAGUGGCGCCCCGAGUCACACCACAGAGGAGUGGCGCCGAGUCACACACAGAGGAGUGGCGCCCGAGUCACACCACAGAGGAGUGGCGCCCGAGUCCACAACCACAGAGGAGUGGCGCCCGAGUCACACCACAGAGGAGUGGCGCCCGAGUCACACCACCAGAGGAGUGGCGCCCGAGUCACACCACAGAGGAGUGGCGCCCGAGUCACACCACAGAGGAGUGGCGCCCGAGUCACACCACAGAGGAGUGGCGCCCGAGUCACACCACAGAGGAGUGGCGCCCGAGUCACACCACAGAGGAGUGGCGCCCGAGUCACACCACAGAGGAGUGGCGCCCGAGUCACACCACAGAGGAGUGGCGCCCGAGUCACACCACAGAGGAGUGGCGCCCGAGUCACACCACAGAGGAGUGGCGCCCGAGUCACACCACAGAGGAGUGGCGCCCGAGUCACACCACAGAGGAGUGGCGCCCGAGCUCACACCACAGAGGAGUGGCGCCCGAGUCACACCACAGAGGAUGGCGCCGAGUCACACCACAGAUGUGGCGCCCGAGUCACACCACAGAGGAGUGGCGCCCGAGUCACACCACAGAGGGAGUGGCGCCCGAGUCACACCACAGAGGAGUGGCGCCCGAGACUCACACCCACAGAGGAGUGGCGCCCGAGUCACACCACAGAGGAGUGGCGCCCGAGUCACACCACAGAGGAGUGGCGCACGAGUCACACCACAGGAGUGGCGCCCGAGUCACACCACAGAGGAGUGGCGCCCGAGUCACACCACAGAGGAGUGGCGCCCGAGUCACACCACAGAGGAGUGGCGCCCGAGUCACACCACAGAGGAGUGGCGCCCGAGUCACACCACAGAGGAGUGGCCGCCCGACGUCACACCACAGAGGAGUGGCGCCCGAGUCACACCACAGAGGAGUGGCGCCCAAGUCACACCACAGAGGAGUGGCGCCCGAGUCACACCACAGAGGAGUGGCGCCCGAGUCACACCACAGAGGAGUGGCGCCGAGUCACACCACAGAGGAGUGGCGCCCGAGUCACACCACAGAGGAGUGGCGCCCGACGUCACACCACAGAGGAGUGGCGCCCGAGCUCACACCACAGAGGAGUGGCGCCCGAGUCACACCACAGAGGAGUGGCGCCCGAAGUCACACCACAGAGGAGUGGUCGCCCGAGUCACACCACAGAGGAGUGGCGCCCGAGUCACACCACAGAGGAGUGGCGCCCGAGUCACACCACAGAGGAGUGGCGCCCGAGUCACACCACAGAGGAGUGGCGCCCGAGUCACACCACAGAGGAGUGGCGCCCGAGUCACACCACAGAGGAGUGGCGCCCGAGUCACACCACAGAGGAGUGGCGCCCGAGUCACACCACAGAGGAGUGGCGCCCGAGUCACACCACAGAGUGGCGCCCGAGUCACACCACAGAGGAGUGGCGCCCGAGUCACACCACAGAGGAGUGGCGCCCGAGUCACACCACAGAGGAGUGGCGCCCGAGUCACACCACAGAGGAGUGGCGCCCGAGUCACACCACAGAGGAGUGGCGCCCGAGUCACACCACAGAGGAGUGGCGCCCGAGUCACACCACAGAGGAGUGGCGCCCGAGUCACACCACAGAGGAGUGGCGCCCGAGUCACACCACAGAGGAGUGGCGCCCGAGUCACACCACAGAGGAGUGGCGCCCGAGUCACACCACAGAGGAGUGGCGCCCGAGUCACACCACAGAGGAGUGGCGCCCGAGUCACACCACAGAGGAGUGGCGCCCGAGUCACACCACAGAGGAGUGGCGCCCGAGUCACACCACAGAGGAGUGGCGCCCGAGUCACACCACAGAGGAGUGGCCGCCCGACGUCACACCACAGAGGAAGUGGCGCCCGAGUCACACCACAGAGGAGUGGCGCCCGAGUCACACCACAGAGGAGUGGCGCCCGAGUCACACCACAGAGGAGUGGCGCCCGAGUCACACCACAGAGGAGUGGCGCCGAGUCACACCACAGAGUGGGCCCGAGUCACCCACAGAGGAGUGGCGCCCGAGUCACACCACAGAGGAGUGGCGCCCGAGUCACACCACAGAGGAGUGGCGCCCGAGUCACACCACAGAGGAGUGGCGCCCGAGUCACACCACAGAGGAGUGGCGCCCGAGUCACACCACAGAGGAGUGGCGCCCGACGUCACACCCACAGAGGAGUGGCGCCCGACUCACACCACAGAGGAGUGGCGCCCGAGUCACACCACAGAGGAGUGGCGCCCGAGUCACACCACAGAGGAUGGCGCCCGAGUCACACCACAGAGAGUGGCGCCCGAGUCACACCACAGAGGAGUGGCGCCCGAGUCCACACCACAGAGGAGUGGCGCCCGAAGUCACACCACAGAGGCGUGGCGCCCGAGUCACACCACAGAGAGUGGCGCCCAAGUCACCACCACAGAGGAGUGCGCCCGAGUCCCCACAGAGGAGUGCGCUCCGAGUCACACCACAGAGGAGUGGCGCCCGAGUCACACCACAGAGAGGGCGCCCGACUCACACCACGAGGAGUGGCGCCCGAGUCACACCACAGAGAGUGGGCGCCCCAGUCACCCACAGAGGAGUGGACGCUCCGAGUCACACCACAGAGGAGUGGCGCCCGAGUCACACCACAGAGGAGUGGCGCCCGAGUCACACCACAGAGGGUGGCGCCCGAGUCACACCACAGAGGAGUGGCGCCCGAGUCACACCACAGAGGAGUGGCGCCCUAGUCACACCACAGAGGAGUGGCGCCCGAGUCACACCACAGAGGAAGGAGUGGCGCCCGAUCACACCACAGAGGAGUGGCGCCGAGUCACACCACAGGAGUGGCGCCCGAGUCACACCACAGAGAGUGGCGCCCGAGUCACACCACAGAGGAGUGGCGCCCGACGUCACACCACAGAGGAGUGGCGCCCGAGUCACACCACAGAGGAGUGGCGCCCGACUCACACCACAGAGGAGUGUGGGGUGGCGCCCGAGUCACACCACAGAGGCGUGGCGCCCGAGUCACACCACAGAGAGUGGCGCCCGAGUCACACCACAGAGGAGUGGCGCCCGAGUCACACCACAGAGGAGUGGCGCCCGAGUCACACCACAGAGGAGUGGCGCCCGAGUCACACCACAGAGGAGUGGACGCCCGAGUCACACCACAGAGGCGUGGCGCCCCGAGUCACACCACAGAGGAGUGGCGCCGAGUCACACCACAGAGGAGUGGCGCCCGAGUCACACCACAGAGGAGUGAGCGCCCGACUCACACCCACAGAGGAGUGGCGCCCGAGUCACACCACAGAGGAGUGGCGCCCGACAGUCACACCACAGAGGAGUGGCGCCCGAGUCACACCACAGAGGAGUGGCGCCCGAGUCACACCACAGAGGAGUGGCGCCCGAGUCACACCACAGAGAGUGGCGCCCGAGUCACACCACAGAGAGUGGCGCCCGAGUCACACCACAGAGGAGUGGCGCCCGAGUCACACCACAGAGGAGUGGCGCCCGAGUCACACCACAGAGGAGUGGCGCCCCGAGUCACACCACAGAGGAGUGGCGCCCGAGUCACACCACAGAGGAGUGGCGCCCGAGUCACCACCACAGAGGAGUGGCGCCCGAGUCACACCACAGAGGAGUGGCGCCCGAGUCACACCACAGAGGAGUGGCGCCCGAGUCACACCACAGAGGAGUGGCGCCCGAGUCACACCACAGAGGAGUGGCGCCCGAAGUCACACCACAGAGGAGUGGCGCCCGAGUCACACCACAGAGGAGUGGCGCCCGAGUCACACCACAGAGGAGUGGCGCCCGAGUCACACCACAGAGGAGUGGCGCCCCGAGUCACACCACAGAGGAGUGGCGCCCGAGUCACACACAGAGGAGUGGCGCCCGACUCACACCACAGGAGUGGCGCCCGAGUCACACCACAGAGGAGGGCGCCCGAGUCACACCACAGAGGAGUGGCGCCGACGUCACACCACAGAGGAGGGCGCCCGAGUCACACCACAGAGGAGUGGCGCCCGAGUCACACCACAGAGGAGUGGCGCCCGAGUCACACCACAGAGGAGUGGCGCCCGAGUCACACCACAGAGGAGUGGCGCCCGAGUCACACCACAGAGGAGUGGCGCCCCGAGUCACACCACAGAGGAGUGGCGCCCGAGUCACACCACAGAGGAGUGGCGCCCGAGUCACACCACAGAGGAGUGGCGCCCGACGUCACACCACAGAGGAGUGGCGCCCGACUCACACCACAGAGGAGUGGCGCCCGAGCUCACACCACAGAGGAGUGACGCCCGACUCACACCACAGAGGAGUGGCGCCCGAGUCACACCACAGAGGAGUGGCUGCCCGAGUCACACCACAGAGGAGUGGCGCCCGAGUCACACCACAGAGGAGUGGCGCCCGACUCACACCACAGAGAAGUGGCCGCCUCGACUCCACAACCACAGAGGAGUGAGCGCCGAGUCACACCACAGAGGAGUGGCGCCCGAGUCACACCACAGAGGAGUGGCGCCCGAGUCACACCACAGAGGAGUGGCGCCCGACUCACACCACAGAGGAUGUGGCGCCCGAGUCACACCACAGAGGAGUGGCGCCCGAGUCACACCGCAGAGGAGUGGCGCCCGAGUCACACCCGCAGAGUGGGCCCGAGUCACACCACAGAGGAGUGGCGCCCGAGUCACACCACAGAGGAGUGGCCGCCCGAGUCCACACCCACAGAGGAGUGGCGCCCGAGUCACACCACAGAGGAGUGGCGCCCGAGUCACACCACAGAGGAGUGGCCGCCCGAGUCACACCCACAGAGGAGUGGCGCCCGAGUCACACCACAGAGGAGUGGCGCCCGAAGUCACACCACAGAGGAGUGGCGCCCGAGUCACACCACAGAGGAGUGGCGCCCGAGUCACACCACAAGGAGUGGACGCCCGACGUCACACCACAGAGGAGGACGACAGACCUCCCAAGGGAGUGCGCCCGACUCACACCACAGAGGAGUGGCGCCCGAGUCACACACAGAGGAGUGGCGCCCGAGUCACACCACAGAGGAGUGGCGCCCGAGUCACACCACAGAGGAGUGGCGCCCGAGUCACACCACAGAGGAGUGGCGCCCGAGUCACACCACAGAGGAGUGGCGCCCGACUCACACCACAGAGGAGUGGCGCCCGACUACACCACAGAGGAGUGGCGCCCGACCGGACUCACACCACAGAGGAGUGGCGCCCGAGUCACACCACAGAGGGAGUGGCUGCCCGAGUCACACCACAGAGGAGUGGCGCCCGACUCACACCACAGAGGAGUGGCGCCCGACUCACACCACAGAGGAGUGGCGCCCGACUCACACCACAGAGGAGUGGCGCUCGAGUCACACCACAGAGGAGUGACGCCCGACUCACACCACAGAGGAGUGGCGCCCGAGUCACACCACAGAGGAGUGGCGCCCCGAGUCCACAACCACAGAGGAGUGGCGCCCGAGUCACACCACAGAGGAGUGCGCGCCCGAGUCACACCACAGAGGAGUGGCGCCCGAGUCACACCACAGAGGAGUGGCGCCCGACUCACACCACAGAGGAGUGGCGCCCGAGUCACACCACAGAGGAGUGGCGCCCGAGUCACACCACAGAGGAGUGGCGCCCGAGUCACACCACAGAGGAGUGGCGCCCGAGUCACACCACAGAGGAGUGGCGCCCGAGUCACACCACAGAGGAGUGGCGCCCGAGUCACACCACAGAGGAGUGGCGCCCGAGUCACACCACAGAGGAGUGGCGCCCGAGUCACACCACAGAGGAGUGGCGCCCGAGUCACACCACAGAGGAGUGGCGCCCGAGUCACACCACAGAGGAGUGGCGCCCGACUCACACCACAGAGGAGUGGCGCCCGAGUCACACCACAGAGGAGUGGCGCCCGACGCACACCACAGAGGAGUGGCGCCCGAGUCACACCACAGAGGAGUGGCGCCCGAGUCACACCACAGAGGAGUGGCGCCCGAGUCACACCACAGAGGAGUGGCGCCCGAGUCACACCACAGAGGAGUGGCGCCCCGAGUCACACCACAGAGGAGUGGCGCCCGAGUCACACCACAGAGGAGUGGCGCCCGAGUCACACCACAGAGGAGUGGCGCCCGAGUCACACCACAGAGGAGUGGCGCCCGAGUCACACCACAGAGGAGUGGCGCCCGAGUCACACCACAGAGGAGUGGCGCCCGAGUCACACCACAGAGGAGUGGCGCCCGAGUCACACCACAGGAGGAGUGGCGCCCGAGUCACACCACAGAGGAGUGGCGCCCGAGUCACACCACAGAGGAGUGGCGCCCGAGUCACACCACAGAGGAGUGGCGCCCGAGUCACACCACAGAGGAGUGGCGCCCGAGUCACACCACAGAGGAGUGGCGCCCGAGUCACACCACAGAGGAGUGGCGCCCGAGUCACACCACAGAGGAGUGGCGCCCGAGUCACACCACAGAGGAGUGGCGCCCGAGUCACACCACAGAGGAGUGGCGCCCGAGUCACACCACAGAGGAGUGGCGCCCGAGUCACAGCACAGAGGAGUGGCGCCCGAGUCACACCGCAGAGGAGUGGCGCCCGAGUCACACCACAGAGGAGUGGCGCCCGAGUCACACCACAGAGGAGUGGCGCCCGAGUCACACCACAGAGGAGUGGCGCCCGAGUCACACACAGAGGAGUGGCGCCCGAGUCACACCACAGAGGAGUGGCGCCGAGUCACACCACAGAGGAGUGGCGCCCGAGUCACACCACAGAGGAGUGGCGCCCGAGUCACACCACAGAGGAGUGGCGCCCGAGUCACACCACAGAGGAGUGGCGCCUGAGUCACACCCACAGAGGAGUGGCGCCCGAGUCACACCACAGAGGAGUGGCGCCCGAGUCACACCACAGAGGAGUGGCGCCCGAGUCCACACCACAGAGGAGUGGCGCCCGAGUCACACCACAGAGGAGUGGCGCCCGAGUCACACCACAGAGGAGUGGCGCCCGAGUCACACCACAGAGGAGUGGCGCCCGAGUCACACCACAGAGGAGUGGCGCCCGAGUCACACCACAGAGGAGUGGCGCCCGACUCACACCACAGAGGAGUGGCGCCCGAGUCACACCACAGAGGAGUGGCGCCCGAGUCACACCACAGAGGAGUAGCGCCCGAGUCCCGAGUCACACCACAGAGGAGUGGCGCCCGACUUCACACCACAGAGGAGUGGCGCCCGACUCCACACCACAGAGGAGUGGCGCCCGACUCAACACAAGAGGAGUGGCGCCCGACUCACACCACAGAGGAGUGGCGCCCGACUCACACCAUCUAGAGGAUGGCGCCCGAGUCACACCACAGAGGAGUGGCGCCCGAGUCACACCACAGAGGCAGUGGCGGCCCGAGUCACACCACAGAGGAGUGGCGCCCGACUCACACCACAGUAGGAGUGGCGCCCGAGUCACACCACAGAGGAGUGGCGCCCGACUCACACCACAGAGGAGUGGCGUCCCUGAAGUCACACCCGCCGAGUCACACCACAGAGAGUGGCGCCCAAGUCACACCACAGAGGAGUGCGCCACGAGCUCACACCACAGAGGAGUGGCGCCGAGUCACACCACAGAGGAGUGGAGCCCGACGUCACACCACAGAGGAGUGGCGCCCGAAGGCUCACCACCACAGAGGAGUGGGCCCGACUCACACCACAGAGGAGUGGCGCCCGAGUCACACCACAGAGGAGUGGCGCCCGAGUUCACACCCACAGAGGAGUGGCGCCCGAGUCACACCACAGAGGAGUGGCGCCCGAGUCACACCACAGAGGAGUGGCGCCCGACUCACACCGCAGAGGAGUGGCGCCGAGUCACACCACAGAGGAGUGGCCGCCCCGAGCUCACACCACAGAGGAGUGGCGCCCGAGUCACACCACAGAGGAGUGGCGCCCGACUCACACCACAGAGGAGUGGCGCCCGAGUCACACCACAGAGGAGUGGCGCCCGAGUCACACCACAGAGAGUGCGCCCGAGUCACACCACAGAGGAGUGGCGCCCGAGUCACACCACAGAGGAGUGGCGCCCGAGUCACACCACAGAGGAGUGGCGCCCGAGUCACACCACAGAGGAGUGGCGCCCGAGUCACACCACAGAGGAGUGGCGCCCGAGUCACACCACAGAGGAGUGGCGCCCGAGUCACACCACAGAGGAGUGGCGCCCGAGUCACACCACAGAGGAGUGGCGCCCGAGUCACACCACAGAGGAGUGGCGCCCGAGUCACACCACAGAGGAGUGGCGCCCGAGUCACACCACAGAGGAGUGGCGCCCGAGUCACACCACAGAGGAGUGGCGCCCGAGUCACACCACAGAGGAGUGGCGCCCGAGUCACACCACAGAGGAGUGGCGCCCGAGUCACACCACAGAGGAGUGGCGCCCGAGUCACACCACAGAGGAGUGGCGCCCGAGUCACACCACAGAGGAGUGGCGCCCGAGCUCACACCACAGAGGAGUGGCGCCCGAGUCACAACACAGAGGAGUGGGCCCGAGUCACACCACAGAGGAGUGGCGCCCGAGUCACACCAGCAGGGAUCACACCCAGAGGAGUGGCGCCCGAGUCACACCCUCUCAGAGGAGUGGCGCCCGAGUCACAACCACAGGAGGAGUGGCGCCCGAGUCACACCACAGAGGAGUGGCGCCACCGAGUCACACCACAGAGGAGUGGCGCCCGAGUCACACCACAGAGGAGUGGCGCCCGAGUCACACCACAGAGGAGUGGCGCCCGAGUCACACCACAGAGGAGUGGCGCCCGAGUCACACACACAGAGGAGUGGCGCCCGAGUCACACCACAGAGGAGUGGCGCCCGAGUCAGCACCACAGAGGAGUGGCGCCCGAGUCACAACCACAGAGGAGUGGCGCCCGAGUCCACCCACAGAGGAGUGGGCGCCCGAGUCAGAGGAGUGGCGCCCGAGUCACACCACAGAGGAGUGGCGCCCGAGUCACACCACAGAGGAGUGGCGCCCGAGUCACACCACAGAGGAGUGGCGCCCGAGUCACACCACAGAGGAGUGGCGCCCGAGUCACACCACAGAGGAGUGGCGCCCGAGUCACACCACAGAGGAGUGGCGCCCGAGUCACACCACAGAGGAGUGGCGCCCGAGUCACACCACAGAGGAGUGGCGCCCGAGUCACACCACAGAGGAGUGGCGCCCGAGUCACACCACAGAGGAGUGGCGCCCGAGUCACACCACAGAGGAGUGGCGCCCGAGUCACACCACAGAGGAGUGGCGCCCGAGUCACACCACAGAGGAGUGGCGCCCGAGUCACACCACAGAGGAGUGGCGCCCGAGUCACACCACAGAGGAGUGGCGCCCGAGUCACACCACAGAGGAGUGGCGCCCGAGUCACACCACAGAGGAGUGGCGCCCGAGUCACACCACAGAGGAGUGGCGCCCGAGUCACACCACAGAGGAGUGGCGCCCGAGUCACACCACAGAGGAGUGGCGCCCGAGUCACACCACAGAGGAGUGGCGCCCGAGUCACACCACAGAGGAGUGGCGCCCGAGUCACACCACAGAGGAGUGGCGCCCGAGUCACACCACAGAGGAGUGGCGCCCGAGUCACACCACAGAGGAGUGGCGCCCGAGUCACACCACAGAGGAGUGGCGCCCGAGUCACACCACAGAGGAGUGGCGCCCGAGUCACACCACAGAGGAGUGGCGCCCGAGUCACACCACAGAGGAGUGGCGCCCGAGUCACACCACAGAGGAGUGGCGCCCGAGUCACACCACAGAGGAGUGGCGCCCGAGUCACACCACAGAGGAGUGGCGCCCGAGUCACACCACAGAGGAGUGGCGCCCGAGUCACACCACAGAGGAGUGGCGCCCGAGUCACACCACAGAGGAGUGGCGCCCGAGUCACACCACAGAGGAGUGGCGCCCGAGUCACACCACAGAGGAGUGGCCCGUCCACAGAGGAGUGGCGCCCGAGUCACACCACAGAGGAGUGGCGCCCGAGUCACACCACAGAGGAGUGGCGCCCGAGUCACACCACAGAGGAGUGGCGCCCGAGUCACACCACAGAGGAGUGGCGCCCGAGUCACACCACAGAGGAGUGGCGCCCGAGUCACACCACAGAGGAGUGGCGCCGAGUCACACCAGCAGAGGAGUGGCGCCCGAGUCACACCACAGAGGAGUGGCGCCCGAGUCACACCACAGAGGAGUGGCGCCCGAGUCACACCACAGAGGAGUGGCGCCCGAGUCACACCACAGAGGAGUGGCGCCCGAGUCACACCACAGAGGAGUGGCGCCCGAGUCACACCACAGAGGAGUGGCGCCCGAGUCACACCACAGAGGAGUGGCGCCCGAGUCACACCACAGAGGAGUGGCGCCCGAGUCACACCACAGAGGAGUGGCGCCCGAGUCACACCACAGAGGAGUGGCGCCCGAGUCACACCACAGAGGAGUGGCGCCCGAGUCACACCGCAGAGGAGUGGCGCCCGAGUCACACCACAGAGGAGUGGCGCCCGAGUCACACCACAGAGGAGUGGCGCCCGACUCACACCACAGAGGAGUGGCGCCGAGUCACACCACAGAGGAGUGGCGCCCGAGUCACACCAGCAGAGGAGUGGCGCCCGACUCACACCACAGAGGAGUGGCGCCCGAGUCACACCACAGAGGAGUGGCGCCCGAGUCACACCACAGAGGAGUGGCGCCCGAGUCACACCACAGAGGAGUGGCGCCCGAGUCACACACAGAGGAGUGGCGCCCGAGUCACACCACAGAGGAGUGGCGCCCGAGUCACACCGCAGAGGAGUGGCGCCCGAGUCACACCGCAGAGGAGUGGCGCCCGAGUCACACCGCAGAGGAGUGGCGCCCGAGUCACACCACAGAGGAGUGGCGCCCGAGUCACACCACAGAGGAGUGGCGCCCGAGUCACACCGAGGAGUGGCGCCCGAGUCACACCACAGAGGAGUGGCGCCCGAGUCACACCACAGAGGAGUGGCGCCCGAGUCACACCGAGGAGUGGCGCCCGAGUCACACCGCAGAGUGGCGCCCGAGUCACACCGCAGAGGAGUGGUGCCCGAGUCACACCGCAGAGGAGUGGCGCCCGAGUCACACCGCAGAGGAGUGGCGCCCGAGUCACACCACAGAGGAGUGGCGCCCGACUCACACCACAGAGGAGUGGCGCCCGAGUCACACCACAGAGGAGUGGCGCCCGAGUCACACCACAGAGGAGUGGCGCCCGAGUCACACCACAGAGGAGUGGCGCCCGAGUCACACCACAGAGGAGUGGCGCCCGAGUCACACCACAGAAGGAGUGGCGCCCGAGUCACACCACAGAGGAGUGGCGCCCGAGUCACACCACAGAGGAGUGGCGCCCGAGUCACACCACAGAGGAGUGGCGCCCGAGUCACACAACAGAGGAGUGGCGCCCGAGUCACACCACAGAGGAGUGGCGCCCGAGUCACACCACAGAGGAGUGGCGCCCGAGUCACACCACAGAGGAGUGGCGCCCGAGUCACACCGACAGAGGAGUGGCGCCGAAGUCACACCACAGAGGAGUGGCGCCCGAGUCACAAGACCGGGGGGGACCAGCAGGGAGUGGCGCCCAGAGUCACACCACAGAGGAGUGGCGCCCGAGUCACACCACAGAGGAGUGGCGCCCGAGUCACACCACAGAGGAGUGGCGCCCGAGUCACACCACAGAGGAGUGGCGCCCGAGUCACACCACAGAGGAGUGGCGCCCGAGUCACACCACAGAGGAGUGGCGCCCGACUCACACCACAGUCACACCACAGAGGAGUGGCGCCCGACGUCACACCACAGAGGAGUGGCGCCCGAGUCACACCACAGAGGAGUGGCGCCCGAGUCACACCACAGAGGAGUGGCGCCCGAGUCACACCACAGAGGAGUGGCGCCCGAGUCACACCACAGAGGAGUGGCGCCCGAGUCACACCACAGAGGAGUGGCGCCCGAGUCACACCACAGAGGAGUGGCGCCCGAGUCACACCACAGAGGAGUGGCGCCCGAGUCACACCACAGAGGAGUGGCGCCCGAGUCACACCACAGAGGAGUGGCGCCCGAGCUCACACCACAGAGGAGUGGCGCCCGAGCUCACACCACAGAGGAGUGGCGCCCGAGUCACACCACAGAGGAGUGGCGCCCGAGUCACACCACAGAGGAGUGGCGCCCGAGUCACACCACAGAGGAGUGGCGCCCGAGUCACACCACAGAGGAGUGGCGCCCGAGUCACACCACAGAGGAGUGGCGCCCGAGUCACACCACAGAGGAGUGGCGCCCGAGCUCACACCACAGAGGAGUGGCGCCCGAGUCACACCACAGAGGAGUGGCGCCCGAGUCACACCACAGAGGAGUGGCGCCCGAGUCACACCACAGAGGAGUGGCGCCCGAGUCACACCACAGAGGAGUGGCGCCCGAGUCACACCACAGAGGAGUGGCGCCCGAGUCACACCACAGAGGAGUGGCGCCCGAGUCACACCACAGAGGAGUGGCGCCCGAGUCACACCACAGAGGAGUGGCGCCCGAGUCACACCACAGAGGAGUGGCGCCCGAGUCACACCACAGAGAGUGGCGCCGACUCACACACAGAAGAGUGGCGCCCGAGUCACACCACAGAGGAGUGGCGCCCGAGUCACACCACAGAGGAGUGGCGCCCGAGUCACACCACAGAGGAGUGGCGCCCGAGUCACACCACAGAGGAGUGGCGCCCGACUCACACCACAGAGGAGUGGCGCCCGAGUCACACCACAGAGGAGUGGCGCCCGAGUCACACCACAGAGGAGUGGCGCCCGAGUCACACCACAGAGGAGUGGCGCCCGAGUCACACCACAGAGGAGUGGCGCCCGACUCACACCACAGAGGAGUGGCGCCCGAGUCACACCACAGAGGAGUGGCGCCCGAGUCACACCACAGAGGAGUGGCGCCCGAGUCACACCACAGAGGAGUGGCGCCCGAGUCACACCACAGAGGAGUGGCGCCCGACUCACACCACAGAGGAGUGGCGCCCGAGUCACACCACAGAGGAGUGGCGCCCGAGUCACACCACAGAGGAGUGGCGCCCGAGUCACACCACAGAGGAGUGGCGCCCGAGUCACACCACAGAGGAGUGGCGCCCGACUCACACCACAGAGGAGUGGCGCCCGAGUCACACCACAGAGGAGUGGCGCCCGAGUCACACCACAGAGGAGUGGCGCCCGAGUCACACCACAGAGGAGUGGCGCCCGAGUCACACCACAGAGGAGUGGCGCCCGAGUCACACCACAGAAGGAGUGGCGCCCGAGUCACACCACAGAGGAGUGGCGCCCGAGUCACACCACAGAGGAGUGGCGCCCGACGUCACACCACAGAGGAGUGGCGCCCGAGUCACACCACAGAGGAGUGGCGCCCGACUCACACCACAGAGGAGUGGCGCCCGAGUCACACCACAGAGGAGUGGCGCCCGACUCACACCACAGAGGAGUGGCGCCCGAGUCACACCACAAGAGGAGUGGCGCCAGAGUCACACCACAGAGGAGUGGCGCCCGAGUCACACCACAGAGGAGUGGCCGCCCGAGUCACACCACAGAGGAGUGGCGCCCGAGUCACACCACAGAGGAGUGGCGCCCGACUCACACCACAGAGGAGUGGCGCCCGAGUCACACCACAGAGGAGUGGCGCCCGACUCACACCACAGAGGAGUGGCGCCCGAGUCACACCACAGAAGGAGUGGCGCCCGACUCACACCACAGAGGAGUGGCGGCCACACCACAGAGGAGUGGCGCCCGAAGUCACACCACAGAGGAGUGGCGCCCGAGUCACACCACAGAGGAGUGGCGCCCGACUCACACCACAGAGGAGUGGCGCCCGAGUCAACACCACAGAGGAGUGGCGCCCGACGUCACACCACAGAGGAGUGGCGCCCGAAGUCACACCACAGAGGAGUGGCGCCCGAGUCACACCACAGAGGAGUGGCGCCCGAGUCACACCACAGAGGAGUGGCGCCCGACUCACACCACAGAGGAGUGGCGCCCGAGUCACACCACAGAGGAGUGGCGCCCGACUCACACACAGAGGAGUGGGCGCCCGAAGGUCACACCACAGAGGAGUGGCGCCCGACUCACACCACAGAGGAGUGGCGCCCGAGUCACACCACAGAGGAGUGGCGCCCAAGUCACACCACAGAGGAGUGACGCCCGACUCACACCACAGAGGAGUGGCGCCCGAGUCACACCACAGAGGAGUGGCGCCCGAGUCACACCACAGAGGAGUGGCGCCCGAGUCACACCACAGAGGAGUGGCGCCCGAGUCACACCACAGAGGAGUGGCGCCCGAGUCACACCACAGAGGAGUGGCGCCAGACUCACACCACAGAGGAGUGGCGCCCGAGUCACACCACAGAGGAGUGGCGCCCGAGUCACACCACAGAGGAGUGGCGCCCGACUCACACCACAGAGGAGUGGCGUCACACAACAGAGGAGUGGCGCCCGAGUUACACCACAGAGGAGUGGCGCCCGAGUCACACCACAGAGGAGUGGCGCCCGAGUCACACCACAGAGGAGUGGCGCCCGACUCACACCACAGAGGAGUGGCGCCCGAGUCACACCACAGAGGAGUGGCGCCCGAGUCACACCACAGAGGAGUGGCGCCCGAGUCACACCACAGAGGAGUGGCGCCCGACUCACACCACAGAAGAGUGGCGCCCGAGUCACACCACAGAGGAGUGGCGCCCGACUCACACCACAGAGGAGUGACGCCCGAGUCACACCACAGAGGAGUGGCGCUCGAGUCACACCACAGAGGAGUGGCGCCCGACUCACACCACAGAGGAGUGGCGCCCGAGUCACACCACAGAAGAGUGGCGCCCGAGUCACACCACAGAGGAGUGGCGCCCGAGUCACACCACAGAAGAGUGGCGCCCGACUCACACCACAGAGGAGUGGCGCCCGAGUCACACCACAGAGGAGUGGCGCCCGAGUCACACCACAGAGGAGUGACGCCCGACUCACACCACAGAGGAGUGGCGCACGACUCACACCACAGAGGAGUGGCGCCCGAGUCACACCACAGAGGAGUGGCGCCCGAGUCACACCACAGAGGAGUGGCGCCCGAGUCACGCCACACAGGAGUAGCGCCCAAGUCACACCACAGAGGAGUGGCGCCCGAGUCACAACACAGAGGAGUGGCGCCCGAGUCACAACACAGAGGAGUGGCGCCCGACUCACACCACAGAGGAGUGGCGCCCGAGUCACACCACAGAGGAGUGGCGCCCAAGUCACACCACAGAGGAGUAGCGCCCAAGUCACACCACAGAGGAGUGGCGCCCGAGUCACACCACAGAGGAGUGGCGCCCGAGUUACAACACAGAGGAGUGGCGCCAGACUCAAACCACAGAGGAGUGGCGCCCGAGUCACAACACAGAGGAGUGGCGCCCGAGUCACACCACAAAGGAGUGGCGCCCGAGUCACACCACAGAGGAGUGGCGCCCGAGUCACACCACAGAGGAGUGGCGCCCGAGUCACACCACAGAGGAGUGGCGCCCGAGUCACACCACAGAGGAGUGGCGCCCGACUCACACCACAGAGGAGUGGCGCCCGAGUCACACCACAGAGGAGUGGCGCCCGACUCACACCACAGAGGAGUGGCGCCCGAGUCAAACCACAGAAGAGUGGCGCCCGACUCACACCACAGAGGAGUGGCGCCACACCACAGAGGAGUGGCGCCCGAGUCACACCACAGAGGAGUGGCGCCCGAGUCACACCACAGAGGAGUGGCGCCCGACUCACACCACAGAGGAGUGGCGCCCGAGUCACACCACAGAGGAGUGGCGCCCGAGUCACACCACAGAGGAGUGGCGCCCGACUCACACCACAGAGGAGUGGCGCCCGAGUCACACCACAGAGGAGUGGCGCCCGAGUCACACCACAGAGGAGUGGCGCCCGACUCACACCACAGAGGAGUGGCGCCCGAGUCACACCACAGAGGAGUGGCGCCCGACUCACACCACAGAGGAGUGGCUCCCGAGUCACACCACAGAGGAGUGGCGCCCAAGUCACACCACAGAGGAGUGACGCCCGACUCACACCACAGAGGAGUGGCGCCCGAGUCACACCACAGAGGAGUGGCGCCCGAGUCACACCACAGAGGAGUGGCGCCCGAGUCACACCACAGAGGAGUGGCGCCCGAGUCACACCACAGAGGAGUGGCGCCCGAGUCACACCACAGAGGAGUGGCGCCAGACUCACACCACAGAGGAGUGGCGCCCGAGUCACACCACAGAGGAGUGGCGCCCGAGUCACACCACAGAGGAGUGGCGCCCGACUCACACCACAGAGGAGUGGCGCCCGAGUCACACCACAGAGGAGUGGCGCCCGAGUCACACCACAGAGGAGUGGCGCCCGAGUCACACCACAGAGGAGUGGCGCCCGAGUCACACCACAGAGGAGUGGCGCCCGAGUCACACCACAGAAGAGUGGCGCCCGACUCACACCACAGAGGAGUGGCGCCCGAGUCACACCACAGAGGAGUGGCGCCCGAGUCACACCACAGAGGAGUGGCGCCCGAGUCACACCACAGAGGAGUGGCGCCCGAGUCACACCACAGAGGAGUGGCGCCCGACUCACACCACAGAGGAGUGGCGUCACACAACAGAGGAGUGGCGCCCGAGUUACACCACAGAGGAGUGGCACCCGAGUCACACCACAGAGGAGUGGCGCCCGAGUCACACCACAGAGGAGUGGCGCCCGACUCACACCACAGAGGAGUGGCGCCCGAGUCACACCACAGAGGAGUGGCGCCCGAGUCACACCACAGAGGAGUGGCGCCCGAGUCACACCACAGAGGAGUGGCGCCCGAGUCACACCACAGAGGAGUGGCGCCCGACUCACACCACAGAAGAGUGGCGCCCGAGUCACACCACAGAGGAGUGGCGCCCGACUCACACCACAGAGGAGUGACGCCCGAGUCACACCACAGAGGAGUGGCGCCCGAGUCACACCACAGAGGAGUGGCGCCCGACUCACACCACAGAGGAGUGGCGCCCGAGUCACACCACAGAAGAGUGGCGCCCGAGUCACACCACAGAGGAGUGGCGCCCGAGUCACACCACAGAAGAGUGGCGCCCGACUCACACCACAGAGGAGUGGCGCCCGAGUCACACCACAGAGGAGUGGCGCCCGAGUCACACCACAGAGGAGUGACGCCCGACUCACACCACAGAGGAGUGGCGCACGACUCACACCACAGAGGAGUGGCGCCCGAGUCACACCACAGAGGAGUGGCGCCCGAGUCACACCACAGAGGAGUGGCGCCCGAGUCACGCCACACAGGAGUAGCGCCCAAGUCACACCACAGAGGAGUGGCGCCCGAGUCACAACACAGAGGAGUGGCGCCCGAGUCACAACACAGAGGAGUGGCGCCCGACUCACACCACAGAGGAGUGGCGCCCGAGUCACACCACAGAGGAGUGGCGCCCAAGUCACACCACAGAGGAGUAGCGCCCAAGUCACACCACAGAGGAGUGGCGCCCGAGUCACACCACAGAGGAGUGGCGCCCGAGUUACAACACAGAGGAGUGGCGCCAGACUCACACCACAGAGGAGUGGCGCCCGAGUCACAAGACAGAGGAGUGGCGCCCGAGUCACACCACAAAGGAGUGGCGCCCGAGUCACACCACAGAGGAGUGGCGCCCGAGUCACACCACAGAGGAGUGGCGCCCGAGUCACACCACAGAGGAGUGGCGCCCGAGUCACACCACAGAGGAGUGGCGCCCGACUCACACCACAGAGGAGUGGCGCCCGAGUCACACCACAGAGGAGUGGCGCCCGACUCACACCACAGAGGAGUGGCGCCCGAGUCAAACCACAGAAGAGUGGCGCCCGACUCACACCACAGAGGAGUGGCGCCACACCACAGAGGAGUGGCGCCCGAGUCACACCACAGAGGAGUGGCGCCCGAGUCACACCACAGAGGAGUGGCGCCCGACUCACACCACAGAGGAGUGGCGCCCGAGUCACACCACAGAGGAGUGGCGCCCGAGUCACACCACAGAGGAGUGGCGCCCGACUCACACCACAGAGGAGUGGCGCCCGAGUCACACCACAGAGGAGUGGCGCCCGAGUCACACCACAGAGGAGUGGCGCCCGACUCACACCACAGAGGAGUGGCGCCCGAGUCACACCACAGAGGAGUGGCGCCCGACUCACACCACAGAGGAGUGGCGCCCGAGUCACACCACAGAGGAGUGGCGCCCGAGUCACACCACAGAGGAGUGACGCCCGACUCACACCACAGAGGAGUGGCGCCCGAGUCACACCACAGAGGAGUGGCGCCCGAGUCACACCACAGAGGAGUGGCGCCCGAGUCACACCACAGAGGAGUGGCGCCCGAGUCACACCACAGAGGAGUGGCGCCCGAGUCACACCACAGAGGAGUAGCGCCCGAGUCACACCACAGAGGAGUGGCGCCCGAGUCACACCACAGAGGAGUGGCGCCAGACUCACACCACAGAGGAGUGGCGCCCGAGUCACACCACAGAGGAGUGGCGCCCGAGUCACACCACAGAGGAGUGGCGCCCGAGUCACACCACAGAGGAGUAGCGCCCGAGUCACACCACAGAGGAGUGGCGCCCGAGUCACACCACAGAGGAGUGGCGCCCGAGUCACACCACAGAGGAGUGGCGCCCGAGUCACACCACAGAGGAGUGGCGCCCGACUCACACCACAGAGGAGUGGCGCCCGACUCACACCACAGAGGAGUGGCGCCCGACUCACACCACAGAAGAGUGGCGCCCGACUCACACCACAGAGGAGUGGCGCCCAAGUCACACCACAGAGGAGUGGCGCCCGAGUCACGCCACAGAGGAGUGGCGCCCGAGUCACACCACAGAGGAGUGGCGCCCAACUCACACCACAGAGGAGUGACGCCGGACUCACACCACAGAGGAGUGGCGCCCGAGUCACACCACAGAGGAGUGGCGCCCGACUCACACCACAGAGGAGUGGCGCCCGAGUCACACCACAGAGGAGUGGCGCCCGAGUCACACCACAGAGGAGUGGCGCCCGAGUCACACCACAGAGGAGUGGCGCCCGAGUCACACCACAGAGGAGUGGCGCCCGAGUCACACCACAGAAGAGUGGCGCCCGACUCACACCACAGAGGAGUGGCGCCCGAGUCACACCACAGAGGAGUGGCGCCCGAGUCACACCACAGAGGAGUGGCGCCCGAGUCACACCACAGAGGAGUGGCGCCCGAGUCACACCACAGAGGAGUGGCGCCCGACUCACACCACAGAGGAGUGGCGCCCGACUCACACCACAGAGGAGUGGCGCCCGAGUCACACCACAGAGGAGUGGCGCCCGAGUCACACCACAGAGGAGUGGCGCCCGAGUCACGCCACAGAGGAGUGGCGCCCGAGUCACACCACAGAGGAGUGGCGCCCGAGUUACACCACAGAGGAGUGGCGCCCGAGUCACACCACAGAGGAGUGGCGCCCGAGUCACACCACAGAGGAGUGGCGCCCGACUCACACCACAGAGGAGUGGCGCCCGAGUCACACCACAGAGGAGUGGCGCCCGAGUCACACCACAGAGGAGUGGCGCCCGAGUCACACCACAGAGGAGUGGCGCCCGAGUCACACCACAGAGGAGUGGCGCCCGACUCACACCACAGAAGAGUGGCGCCCGAGUCACACCACAGAGGAGUGGCGCCCGACUCACACCACAGAGGAGUGACGCCCGAGUCACACCACAGAGGAGUGGCGCCCGAGUCACACCACAGAGGAGUGGCGCCCGACUCACACCACAGAGGAGUGGCGCCCGAGUCACACCACAGAGGAGUGGCGCCCGAGUCACACCACAGAGGAGUGGCGCCCGAGUCACACCACAGAGGAGUGGCGCCCGAGUCACACCACAGAGGAGUGGCGCCCGACUCACACCACAGAAGAGUGGCGCCCGAGUCACACCACAGAGGAGUGGCGCCCGACUCACACCACAGAGGAGUGACGCCCGACUCACACCACAGAGGAGUGGCGCCCGAGUCACACCACAGAGCAGUGGCGCCCGAGUCACACCACAGAGGAGUGGCGCUCGAGUCACACCACAGAGGAGUGGCGCCCGAGUCACACCACAGAGGAGUAGCGCCCGAGUCACACCACAGAGCAGUGGCGCCCCAUAGGCGUCUCUUAGAGGAGAGGAGUUAUUUAGGGGAGAAGCACGACUUAGAGGAGAGGCGCCCCUUAGAGGAGGAAGCGCGGGGAGUGGAGGAAGCGAGGUGGGAGAGGAGGGCUGGAUGGCCCUUGGGAGGAGGAAGCGUGGGGAGUGGAGGAAGCGAGGUGGGAGAGGAGGGCUGCAUGGCCCUUGGGAGGAGGAAGCGUGGUGAGUGGAGGGAGCGAGGUGGGAGAGGAAGGCUGGAUGGCCCUUGGGAGGAGGAAGCGUGGGGAGUGGAGGAGGCGAGGUGGGAGAGGAGGGCUGGAUGGCCCUUGGGAGGAGAAAGCGAAGGGUGUGGAGGAAGCGAGGUGGGAGUGGCGGUCUGGUACCUGCACCACAACUGCAUCCCGGGCAUCAUUCACCGCGACAUGAAGCCCGCUAACCGCGCCGCCGUCCCGGCCCUACGCCGCCCGUGCGCCGCCCGUCCCGGCCCCACGCCGCCUGUGCGCCGCCCGUCCCGGCCGCGCGCCGCUGCUCCGGCCCGUCGACGCCCGUGCGCCGCCCGUCCCGGCCCCACGCCGCCUGUGCGCCGCCUGUCCCGGCCGCGCGCCGCUGCUCCGGCCCGUCGACGCCCGUGCGCCGCCCGUCCCGGCCCCACGCCGCCUGUGCGCCGCCUGUCCCGGCCGCACGCCGCUGCCCCGGCCCGUCGACGCCCGUGCGCCGCCCGUCCCGGCCCCACGCCGCCCGUGCGCCGCCCGUCCCGGCCGCGCGCCGCCGUCCCGGCCCCACGCCGCCCGUGCGCCGCCCGUCCCGGCCCCGCGCCGCCAUCCCGGCCCCACGCCGCCCGUGCGCCGCCCGUUCCGGCUGCGCGCCGCCGUCCCGGCCCCACGCCGCCCGUGCGCCGCCCGUCCCGGCCCCGCGCCGCCGGUCAUGGCUACUCCUAG